This is a messenger RNA of Helianthus annuus (common sunflower), 627 nucleotides long. RefSeq lists its product as uncharacterized. The transcript has 2 exons. NCBI's taxonomy places the organism in Eukaryota, Viridiplantae, Streptophyta, Magnoliopsida, Asterales, Asteraceae. Bases 1 to 627 code for a protein of 208 amino acids. The record is from RefSeq and is a predicted model, not a curated record.
AUGGCUCGUUCUCAACAACGUAGCCUAGAUGACUUCGUGUACGCUGCUGAUUCUUUAGAAGAAUUGUAUUCUAUAGGUGCAAAGGUUAAGGCUAAUGUGGCAGCCGACGUGCAGAGUUCUGGGAGCGUGGGCUCCAAAGAUCAACCUUCAGGCGCGACCCCCACAUCAAUCCCUAUUGAGGAGAUAGAGACUGAUCCCAUCCCUGAGCUGAUCAGGAAGAAUGCCUUGAAAAGGCAGCGUGAGGAGGCAAUACCUGACCCUGCCCCUGGAACUAAGAAGGUUGCAACUGAGAAGGAAACCGCGCAGCCGAGGAUAAAGAUCAUUCAUCCAAAUCCCGUGCACAAGGCCCCGUCAUCUGCCCCUAUUGAUGCUGCAAAGGGGAAAGGGAGCGUGCCGAAGGUUGUUGGUGAUAAAGCUAUAGAGGUUGAGAAACAUGUUAAGAAAACUGAGGAGGUUGAGAAACCUCUCUUCGAGCGUGUGGAGAAGGUCGUGCAGGUUGAAGAACCUGUAGUGGAGCAGGCUGUCCCAAUCGAACCUGAAAAAUCUAGACAAAUAGUUGAGGAGCCUGCUCAGGAAGUUCAUGAGGAGGGUAAUGUGGCCACUCAAGAUGUGGAGACUAAAGUGUAG